CAGCCACUAUCACCCGUCAGACUGGAAGGUGAGCUCGGGGAGAGAAGAGCGCCCGGCGUUGGCUCUGCUGGGAAGGUUCCGUACUGCAGACCAAGAUGGCCCAACCUUCCUUCACCACCCAUAAUCCUCUGAGCAGCCCAGCGGUUCCCUAAUGAUGACCCCACCUCUGACACCAAAGGAAUCCUGAUAAUGAAUGAUGUGAGAAAAGGAAGAUGUCGAAGGACUAGAUAUGUCCCAGGUCACUGGGUGGUUGAUGACCCUCAUGGUCCUGAUUGGAACUUUGACACGGUGGUGCCAGGCAGAUUGUAAUAUCAGCACAGAUGGGAAAAGGGUCACCUGCAAAGGACAGGAUCUCAAGCAAGUCCCUCAAAACCUUUCAGAGAGCCUGGAGUACCUGGAUCUAUCGUAUAACAAAAUUUCAGAGAUGAGAGCCACUGACUUCAUGAAAUACCCCAAUCUUGAAACCUUACUCUUGAGAUACAAUAAUAUUUCAUACAUCGAGAACGGGACAUUUCAGUAUAAUUUACUUUUGUCGAACUUUAGUUUGUUUAAUAACCUUCUCUCGGAGAUUCCCAAUUCUCCCUUGAUCGAUCUGAAAAACCUGCAGAUCCUUGACUUGUCCAACAACCUCUACGAACGCGUCACUCUCGGGGACGUCUUCGGCACUCUGGUGAAUCUGACAGAUUUAUCCAUAGGAGGUCCUCUGGUCUCCGGCAUCUUCAAACAUGACUUUGCUUCUAUUGAAAAUAUCAGUCUUGAUAGGUUUUCUUUGAAUUCCAAAUCUAGCUUGGAUUAUUACGAACCUGGGGCCUUCUCUGUUCUAAACACUAAGAAUUUGUGGCUUGACAUCGCUGUGGACACCAACGCAACACUGCUGAGCGAUAUGUUGAAGGAUUUGACAAAUAAAUCUCUCACGAGCCUCAAUUUUAUCAACUUGUUUGAGUUUUCCUAUUAUGUGGGCAACAAAGAUAUAUUUUCUUAUCUACCUUCUAUUGAUCUACGAGACCUGGCUUUCUACAAAGGGAAAUUUAAUGAGAAUCUUCUAUACCUGCUCUUGAUGAAUGUCCAGAUAUCUUCUGUGAAGAACCUUUACCUGUCUUCUCUUGACUUUGCCCGUUCUCCAUAUCUCGAUAUAUCAGAUGUCGCUAUUGACAACCUAAAUUUGGAAAACCUUGUGAUCCAAGACGUCAUCAACCCAGAUAUUCUUGGAUUUGACUUGGCGUUCCCCUGGUUCGGCAAAGUUGCCAACAUCAGUGUCAUUAACAUGAACUUCGACCAACUCCCUUGCAAUAUUUGGACCCAGUUGACCAAUUUGGUCAUGCUCAAUAUAUCGGGCAACCGUCUCUUGGCCACCUACCUGUACAACAUGUUGUGCAAGACCACUGUGUUACCCAAUAUUGAAAUAUUCAAUGCUAGCUACAAUGCAAUGCGCAGUCUGAAGACCAUCUCUUUGUUGACGGCUCAGUGGCCGAAACUUACCUACCUUGACUUUACAUCCAACAAAUUUGGUACACUCGACGAGUUUUGCGUGUGGACAUCUAACAUCAAAGUGGUUAUUUUAAGGGGCAAUGUGCUCCAGUACGAGGUGUUCCAGUGUCUACCUACAACUGUGGAAUAUUUAGACCUGUCCCAUUCUCAGCUCGAGCAACUGAAUAUGAGUUACUUUAACCUGGCUACGAAUUUGACGGAACUAAACCUUAGCAACAACAAAAUCAAAUCCAUACCAUACAACUGGCGGAGUCCCAGCAUUCAAGUGUUGGUACUGGAAGGCAACUCUUUUGGAAUUAUCGAUAGGGGUUCCUUUAAAAACCUGCCCCAGCUGAAAAACUUGACGGCGGGUAACAAUCCCUACUACUGUAUGUGCGACCUUUAUGACUUCUUUUCAGACGUUUUAGAGGAUAGAUCCUUGGUUCUUACUGACUGGCCCGACGAUUAUUACUGCUAUCACCCCCAAAAUUUAAUGGAAACCAGAAUUGAUAGUUUCCGCCCUGGAAAACUGGAAUGUAAUGUUGGCUUGGUGGUGGCCAUAUCUGCAUCAGUGACGGCUUUUGUUAUCAUUGUCUGCAUGCUCUUGGGUUGGAGAUUUAAUGCCCUGUGGUACAUUAAAGCAACUUGUCAAAUAAUCAAAAGUCGAUAUCGGGCCCGGAAGGCUGACCAGAUCAGAAACUAUGACUACCACGCCUUCAUAUCUUAUAGCUACUUUGAUGCCGAUUGGGUAAGAAGGGUCCUUCUCCCUCAACUGGAGGACUCCAACCCACCCUACAAAGUCUGCAUCCACGAGAGGGACUUCCAACCAGGGAAAUGGAUUAUCGAUAACAUAAUAGAGAACAUUGAGAAGAGCCGAAAGAUAAUCUUCAUACUGUCCCACAACUUCAUCAACAGCGAGUGGUGUAACUACGAGUUGUACUUCGCCCACCAAAGGGCCAUUGGGCACGCGUUUGCAGAUGUCAUCCUGGUGGUCAAGGACAGCGUUGGUAUGGAGGACCUGCCGAAAAGAUUCCAUAGGCUACGGAAAUUGCUUAGGACCAAGACCUACGUGGAGUGGCCCGAGGAGGGCAGCAGACAACCCUUCUUUUGGGUCCAGCUCAAGAACAUCUUAGGAAGGGACAGUUUAAGUGUUAUGGGGCAAGAUAACUUGACUUAUCUUUAGUGAAUGUAACGGCUAUUGUAGGGCGGGCAAUGGCAACCAUCAAAGUGAAUGCACCUGGAGAAAAAACUGACUUACAAUUCCUGUUCUUCGAUUUUAAGGGUCUUUAUUUUCCUUAAUGAUGUCUAUAAUGUAAAUAUUACUCCAGGGAGGCAAGUUUGCCCCCUUACACUUACUGUGAAGGCUCUUUUAGACCCUUAAUCACCCAGAUCGGUGGUCUCUAAACUGCAACCCUUCGGGGCACUAUUUCAUCCACUGAUACCAACAAUGGGGAAUAAUUCCCCUCACUGACACCAAUGAAGGGGCCCAAUUUCUCCCGAUGACACCAAUUAUUGGGACACAAUUUCUCCCAAUGACACUAACAAUGCAGCCCAAUGACUACAAUGAGACAUCAUUCCUUCCACGGACAUCAACAGUGAGGCACAAUGACAACAACAAUACCAAUGAUGGGGCACAAUUUCUCCCAAUGGCACCAACGAUUGGGCCCAAUGACUACAGUGAGACACCAUUCCUCCCAAUAACACAGAGAACGGGGCACAAUGACACUAAGAAAUGGGACACCAUUUCUCCCACUAACGCUAAUGAUGGGACACAUUUCCUCCUAACGAUGCCAACGAUGGGGCACAAUUCCUUCCAAUGACGCCAAUGAUGGGACACAAUUCCUCCCACUGAUGGGGCACAAUGACACUAAAAAUGGAACACCAUUCCUACCAAUGAUACCAAUGAUGGGACACAAUUCCUCCCAACAAUGGGGCACAAUGACACAAAAAAUGGGACACCAUUCCU
Molecule: messenger RNA, 3433 nt
Organism: Rana temporaria (common frog)
Lineage: Eukaryota; Metazoa; Chordata; Amphibia; Anura; Ranidae
Product: toll-like receptor 2
Exons: 3
Coding region: 230-2650 (806 amino acids)
Biological process (GO): toll-like receptor signaling pathway; inflammatory response; immune response
Cellular component (GO): membrane
Molecular function (GO): transmembrane signaling receptor activity; protein binding
Source: RefSeq, a predicted model, not a curated record